This is a messenger RNA of Penicillium manginii, 11577 nucleotides long. RefSeq lists its product as uncharacterized. Gene Ontology annotation, molecular function: phosphopantetheine binding; oxidoreductase activity; fatty acid synthase activity. The transcript has 5 exons. Bases 1 to 11577 code for a protein of 3858 amino acids. Gene Ontology annotation, biological process: fatty acid biosynthetic process. Lineage: Eukaryota; Fungi; Ascomycota; Eurotiomycetes; Eurotiales; Aspergillaceae. The record is from RefSeq and is a predicted model, not a curated record.
AUGGCUCCUAUUAUUGCCACCUACUCUAGUCCAUCAUCUGGCACAGAGUCGGAUGACCUAGAGACUUCAUCUAGGUAUAGCUCGACUGUCAUCUCGGAAGUCAGUGAUGACGACCUUCGGCCCGGGAUUCGGACGAAUCAUUCCGCCAUCACGGGUAUGGCGUGUCGGGUUGCCGGUGCUACCAAUGCGCGGGAGCUCUGGGACGUGCUAGAAAAGCGAAAAGAUCUCCAGCGUAAGAUGCCAGAGGAUCGUUACAAUGUAGACGCAUUUUUUCACCCGCAAGGAACAAACAAAGGAACGGUGAGUUACCCAUUCCUGUCUGAAAGGCCCCAGUCUGGUACUGAUGAACAUAUCAACCGGCAGACAAAUGCACGAUAUGGUUAUUUCUUGGACCAAGGACUCGACAAAUUUGAUGCUCAGUUCUUCAAUAUUUCUGGAAAGGAAGCACAGGCGAUGGACCCGCAGCAGAGGUUGCUAUUAGAAGUCGUAUACGAAGCUGUCGAAGAUGCUGGGAUCACUCUUGACGAACUCAGUGGCUCUCGGACCGGUGUUUUUGUCGGUUCAUUCACAAAUGAUUAUUCGGUCCAGGCCCAGAGAAACCUCGAGAACUAUCCCAAAUAUAGUAUCACGGGUCUGACGAACUCUAUUCUCGCCAAUCGCAUUUCAUUCUUUUUCAAUCUUCAUGGACCUAGCUACCAGCUAGACACGGCCUGCUCAUCAUCCUUGACAUGUCUUCAUCUGGCCAACCAGAGUCUGCAAAGUGGAGAGAGUGAUGUUGCUAUUGUAUGCGGGUCUGCAAUUCAUUUCGACCCGUACAUGUAUAUCACGAUGACCGAUUUUGGAAUGUUGUCAACUGAUGGCCGCUGUCGUGCAUUCGACGUUGAUGGCUCUGGUUAUGUUCGUGGCGAAGGUGUCUGUGUCGUUGUUCUCAAGCGCGUCCGGGAUGCGGAGACUGGAGGCGAUACAAUCAAGGCAAUUAUUCGCGGAAGCGGUAUCAACCAUGACGGACUCAAGGAGGGGUUGACCAUGCCCAACCCUAAGUCGCAGGCCGCCUUGAUCCGGGAGACAUACAAGGCUGCCGGUCUGUCCACCGCCGACACUCAGUACUUCGAAGCACACGGAACCGGUACUGCAGCUGGUGACCCUCGCGAGUCAAACGCUAUUGGGUCCGUGUUUGGCCCAGAACGUUCCAAGCCCUUGUAUAUCGGCUCUCUCAAGACCAACCUGGGUCAUUUGGAGGGAGCAUCUGGAAUUGCCAGCAUAAUCAAGACAUCAUUGAUGCUGCAAAAGGCAAAGAUUGCACCAAACUUGUUGUUCAAGAACCCCAACCCGCAGAUUGAUUUUGAGCGCGGGAAGCUCAAGGUUGUGACUGAGAUGAUUGACUGGCCUGCAACCAAUGGCCCUCGACGGGCCAGUAUUAACUCCUUCGGGUUUGGUGGCAGUAAUGCUCAUAUCAUUCUUGACGCUUAUGAGCCAUUGAGGCAACCGGGCAUCAUCUCCACUGUUCCCGAUGAAGAAUUGAAGAACCGCCCAUUCCUGCUUCCAUUGUCCUCACACUCGGAGAAUGCUGGCCGCCGCCAUAUCGUCAACGUGAUUUCCUAUGUGGAGGAGCGGCCAGAGACUGCAGUGGCUGAUCUGGCGUAUAGCCACAGUGUUCGCCGGACCUUGCAUCCCUACCGCUCCUUUGCUAUCGGACAGACCCUGUCAGGUCUGGUGAGCGACCUUGCUUCUCCCAAGCCAGUGGCCGCGUGGACGCGUAAAGCUUCUUCGCCUCCACGUGUUGGCUUUGUCUUCACCGGACAGGGAGCGCAGUGGUAUGCCAUGGGUCGACAGCUGAUCAAUCAGUGCCCGCUCUUCCGCCAAACACUGGAGAAAUGUGAUCGAGUGUUGCAGCGUCUCCCGGAUGCUCCUCGUUGGUCCUGUGUUGAUGAGCUUCUCAAGCCAGCCGAGGAGUCCCGUAUCAUGGAGAGCCAGUUUUCUCAGCCCCUGUGUACCGCACUCCAGCUCGCACUUGUUGAUCUGCUCCGUUCUUGGGGAAUCAAAGCAGCGGCUGUCAUUGGCCACUCUUCCGGAGAAGUCGGCGCUUCCUAUGCAGCUGGUAUCCUCUCAUUCCAGAAUGCCAUCACAUGCGCAUUUUACCGCGGCCUUUACAUGUCAAAGGGAGUCGGGUCCGCUGCAGGAGCAAUGAUGGCAGUGACAAUGACGGAAUCGGAGGCUAAGACUGCAUUGGAGCCUUACGCUGGUCGUAUCGCAUUGGCAGCCAUCAACAGCUCGUCCAGUCUCACUCUUUCUGGAGAUGAGAGUGCUAUUCUCGAACUGAAAGCCACUCUUGACAAAGAGAACAUUUUUGCCAGGAGACUGCAAGUUGAACAAGCUUUUCACUCCCAUCACAUGUUCCCUCUAGCACCAGGCUUCCGACAGGCUCUAUCUGCGUUGCCCACCUUCCAGCCUCGCGUAGGCAAGGUCCCAAUGUUCUCCAGCGUCACAGGUAGACCAUCAGGAGCGCGCACUAUGGACGGUGAGUAUUGGGCUGCCAACAUGACCGGAGUCGUGCGGUUUUCCGAUGCGCUAGCAGGUGUGUUGAUCGGCGAAGACGAAGAGCCCGCUCUUGACGUGCUGGUCGAGAUUGGUCCCCAUCCUGCGCUGAGAGGACCAUCUAAGCAGGUCAUGAAGGGACUGGGGAUUGAUCUCCCAUAUAUCGGCUCGCUGGACCGCAAGGUGGACGCGUAUGAGAGCCUGCUUGCCACAGCCGGGCAGCUGUUUGCCCUGGGCUAUGACGUUGAUCUUGCCGCAGUGAAUGCCGGACAUGUUGUGGAUCCCUUCGGAAAGCCACAGCAAUACCAGAUUGGAAAAGCUUUGGAUGAUUUGCCUAGUUAUGCAUGGGAUCACCAGAGUUACUGGUCCGAGACCAGAGUUGCCCAGGAGUAUCGUCAGCGAAAGACUCGUCACGGGGUUUUGGGAGCCCUAGUUCCUGGCACACCUGCGACCCAUCGCCGUUGGCAGAGAUACCUCCGACCGAGCGAGCUGCCAUGGCUCACAGAGCACGCAAUUGAUGGCAAGAUUAUCUUUCCCGGUGCAGGAUACUUGUCCAUGGCCCUUGAGGCUAUCACCUCUGAUCUGGAGUCCAACGCGGUGGAGGAGAUCAUCAUUCGGGAUGUCACUAUCAAGGCGGCGCUGUCUAUUACCGAGUCGGAGGCCGGAACAGAGACAAUGCUUGACCUUGUUGAUCUCAGUGGAGAACAGCAGACCCAGUCCACCCACUCUUGGAGCCGAUUCACAAUCUACUCAUUCGAAGAUGGCAAGACCACGGAGCAUUGCACAGGACUAGUCUCCGCAAUUGUCCGAGAUCCCGCGCUUGGUCCGAAGACCGAGAGUGAAGGCUGGCAAUCCGAAUCUUCCUUUGCUGAUCUUCAGGCACAUACCACACGCUCGCAACUUCCCUCAAAGUUCUACGACCGACUUUAUAAUGUGGGCCUGCAGUAUGGGGACAACUUCCGUCUCAUGCGUGGUCCGAUCGAGAGCGGUCCCGGUUUUGCCAUUGCGCCAAUGGUAUACCGUCCUAAGAAUGUGACGACGAUACCGGAUGACGACUGUAUUUUGCAUCCCAGUUUCUUCGACUGCACCCUCCAUACGCUCUUUGCGGCGCUUGAGACUCAUCUCCAGAGACCCUUGGACGAUUCCUAUAUCCCAACUUCCAUUCACACGGUCCGUGUGUCGGGUGCUCUUGUUCGUCGAAAGCACAACACGGAAGACCAGGAGUUUUGGGUCCGGGCAGAUAAUGAACGUCUCAGUCCCCGUGUCAGCAGAAGUGACAUAUUCAUUCACGACAGAGACUCCAACAAUCAGCUGGUCACGCUGAAGGGGUUGGAAGUUACUGGAUUGGGAAUUGGAGACAAAAGCCUGGAUGAGGACAGGAAUUUGUUUUUUCGAAUUCAUUGGCAAGAGGCGUUCAGUCUUCAAGGUCUUGUCGACAAUAAGUCGUCUUUCUCUGAUAUCGGUGAUCUGCUUGAGGUUUACGCUCAUCAAUUUCCGGCGGCAAAGCUUCUCCACGUCACCCCGGGCUUGUUGCAGACUCAAAAGGUGCUCGCCAAAAUUGCAACUCCUGAGAAUCGCCAGAUCCAAAGCAUUUCACUUCUUGCUGCGGAUGAGGUACUGCCUGCACUGAACGAGCAGCUAGAUGAUCUUUUCCCAGGUUUGCGACAGGAUGUGGACUUCACCAACGGACAAUUCGAUUUUGCGGUCCUGGAAGAGCGCAGAAAAGACGAUACGCUAUCUCUCGUGAAAGACGGUGGUUUCCUGGUGACCUUGACAGAUCUCGCAGAAAAGGGGUUGCAAAAGCUUUUCUCUGCUGGUCAAUGGACAGUGUGGCAGAAGGUUGCAGCGGAACGAGAACAGCCCAUCAAGGAAAAUCUGCAUCUGAUUAUUUCCUCUAAGCCAUCCACAGAGACACUGGCUAUUGCCGCUGCCAUCAAAGCUCGGAGCCCCGGCACUCAGACAACUACCUUGGAAGCAAUCCCCAAGGAAGCUACCCGCAUCAUCUCACUCGUCAAUCUGGAUGAAGAUGUAUUGUACGAUGCUUCUUCCGAGCGCCCGGCCCAGUUUGACGCCGUUCGAGCUCUGUUUGUAUCGGAAUCUCUCAAGAUCGUCUGGCUUUUGAGCGGUGCCACCCAAGAGCCCGUCCGCCCUGCACAGGCCUUGUUUACGGGUCUUGCUCGUGCGGCGCGCAGUGAGAACGAAGACCUGCAUCUCGUUACGCUGGAUGUGUCGGAUUCUUCUGACGCGAAGGCAAUUGGCGAUUUUGCGGUGCAUGUUCUAGAUCCUUCUGUGGGAGAAGAUGAGCUGCGCGUCAGCAACAACAGGCUGUUCAUCCCUCGUGUGCUCACUGACGACCAGCUCAACCGCAAGCUGCCGAAUGGACCUGGUCGCCAGCCUACUCAACAAGCGUUUACCCAAGAUAAAGUGCUAGCUCUGGACAUUCUCCGCACCCCAGGACAAGCAGACUCUAUCGUGUAUACGGAUGGCCAUGGUUCAAUCACCGAUGAAGUCGAUGACCAGGAGGUUGAACUUCGAGUGUCUGCAUCAGCCAUCAGCGAUCGGGAUGAAGCAAUUGUCGCUGGAACUCUGCAUGACAGCCAUUUGGGAGAAACUGCUGUUGGUUUCGUUACUCGUAUCGGUGCUCAGGUGGAUGGUUCCAAGAUCCGUGUUGAGAAACUCGCGUUUGCCAUCCCGGGUGAGAUCAGUGACACCGAUGCUGUUGCCCUUGGGCACAACCUCCUCAUUGCGCACUACGCGUUGCUCGAUAUCGCUCACCUGAGAGCAGACGAGCAAUGUCUUGUCCUCGGUGGUGCUUCUGGCCUUGCCCAAGUCGCGGUGCAAUUGGUAGAGGCGGUGGGUGCACGCGCGUUGACUGCUGUCCCCACUUCUAAGGCGUCAAAGAUCAAUGUCAUUCUUCGUACGGAUGCUUCUACUCCUUUCACUCACGAAUUCUGGGACGUGUUAGCUAUUGGUGGCCGCAUAAUCGACCUUGCUGCCACCUCCGCCCCUUGGAAUGCUGGCGCUCUGCUUCCUGGAUUCUCUUAUACUGCAGUCGAUCUGGCAGCGGCCAGUCGCCAAGAUGAUACCCUAGGUCCUCGAUUGGUCGAGAGUGUCUUUGAACUGUUCCAGAAGCAGACAUUUUCUACACCCAGUCCAGUGACGACGUUUGGAUAUGGAGAGGUCAGCCAAGCUCUCCGACACUCACGUUCAAAUGCCGGCGAUGGCCAGGUAGUGCUCUUCGAACGCCCGGGCGAGCAAGUAGCAGUUGCACCGCCCACCUACAGUAACAGCCAAGCCCUAUUCCAAUCCAACAAGACUUACCUGAUCGUGGGUGGACUCGGUGGUAUUGGUCGUGCCCUGUCUCAGUGGAUGUUCCGCCGUGGAGCUCGCCAAUUUGCCUUCCUUUCUCGCUCGGGUGCUCGCAAGGCCGAGGCCAAAGAGACGGUAAACUGGCUCGAGCAUCGCAAAGCAACUGUUAAUGUUUACUCCGGGGAUGUCACCUCCGAGAAGGAUGUUCGUGACUGUGUUCACCUCAUCGGAGAUAGUCUCCGCGGUGUUAUUCAGGCUGCCAUGGUUCUAGAGAGCGGCCCUCUUUCCGAGAUGACAGCUGGACAAUGGGCGUCAGUUAUUCGACCCAAGGUUUAUGGCGCUGAGAACCUUCACCACGCGACAAAGGAGCUCCCGCUUGACUUCUUUAUCUGCUUCUCGUCCAUCUCCGCCAUCAUCGGGUUCAUGGCAGAAGCCAACUACUCCGCGUCAAAUGCUUAUCUCGAUGCUUUUGUCCGGUGGCGCCUUGCACAAGGCUUGCCAGGCUUUGCAAUGAAUGUCGGAGUAGUUGCCGAUGCUGGUGCCAUCGCGGAGGAUGCGCAUCUGCGGGCUAUCAUUGAUCGCAUUGGCAUGGAUGUCCUCACGGAGGAGGAACUUUUCUUUCAAAUUGAAGAAGCAAUCAAUGGCCAGCUGCCAUUCUCUCAGGGGCCCCUGAAUGGAUGGACUGGAGAUCGCCAUCAACUUCUCAGCGGUAUCAACACUCGUCGGACCGAUCUCUUCUGGUCCAAGAAACCGCUAUUCCGCAACCUGUAUGCUGGACGCAGCCAGAAGUCGACAGUCUCUGGCAACUCGGAGGAACAACAGUUGUCUGAGCUACUGCAACAGGCCGGGGGGUCUGAUAAAAUGUUCCCUGUACUGCUAGAUGCCUUUUCUGAUCGCAUCGCUAGCUCCCUGGCCGUUCCCCGCUCAAUUGUUCAGGCUGGCGUGCCACUGGCUGCAUACGGAAUGGACUCUCUCGUGGCCGUUGAGUUCCGCAAGUGGUUCUCGAAAGAGGUCGGGGUCAACCUUGCUCUGUUUGAUAUCCUGGGUUCCAAGUCGACUGGUGAUCUUGUGGCCAAAGUAUGCGAUCUAAUCGAGGCGAAUGAUUCUCUGAAGGGAUCCGGUGCCAACGACACCCAAGCUGCCUCGUCUGAAAACACCCAAGCCUCGACCGUGGCUAAAACUUCGCAUGUGAUCCCCAUAGCCGAUCCACGCCCGGAUCAGAUCCCCAUGUCGACCUUCCAGCGCCGUCUCUGGUUCAUGCACAACCUAACCGCAGACAGUGCCUCGCUGAAUGUUUCAGUCUCAUUGAUCAUUGAUGGGUCACCAAAACUGUCGAUCUUGGAAAGGGUUUGGCAAGAACUUGGCCGUCGCAAUGAAAGUUUGCGAACAGCUUUCUUCGAAGGUGAUGAUUUCGCAGAGCAAGAGAUUGUUGAGGAUGGCCUGAUUCCAAUUGAACAAGCCGAUGUCAGCAACACAUCAGACCCAGCGGAGUCUCUUCGCUCUUUUGCAGCUGCUCUUCGCCAGAAGCCUCUUGACAUUGAGAUUGGACAGCUCAUCCGUUCCGCCUUGGUCAAGUUUGAAGAAUCCCGGUAUGCUUGGGUUCUUAGCAUCCACCAUAUGGCCAUUGAUGGCGGUAGCAAGGCCUCCCUGAUGGAACAAAUCAGCACCUUGUACAACGCCAUUGCCAGUGGUGCCAACCUCAACACAGUGACCCAACCCAAGGUGUCGUAUGUUGAUUUUACUCUAUGGCACGAUGAGAGGCUGCAAUUACCUCAGAUUCAAGACGAACUGAAGUGGUGGCGCAAAACACUUGCGGGUGCUCCUGCCGCUAGCAAACUGUUGCCGUUUGCUCAGAACGAUCGACCUGCUAGCUCCAGUCGAGAGCGUGCGAUUGUGCGAGAAGAGCUCAGUAAGCAGCUCUUCAAGCGCAUGAAGCGCAUCUGCAGCCGUCUCGAGGUCACUUCAUUCCACUUUGUGACGGCAGCACUACGGGCCUUCCUGCAACGAUACACUGGUGACAAUGACCUGACGCUAUUGGUGGUGACUGGUGAAAGACCUCAUCCUGAGCUCGAUCCUGUCCUUGGAUUCUUCGUCAAUAUGGUCCCACUUCGUUCCGAGAUGUCAGGUGACGAGACCUUCGAUGAGCUAGUCACGCAAAUCAAGACGCAGGCGGUUGACGCGCUGGGCCGAUCGCAAGCUCCAUUUGAUGCCAUUGUCGAGGCUAUGAACAUUGGAUGGAGCCCCAGUCAUUUCCCCCUUGGUCAAAUCGCUGUCAACUACCAAAUCUACGCCAAAGCACCGACCUAUCCUACAGUCGACUUCGAUAUUCCCGAAGUCCGCGUUGAGGAUAUGCCCACAGCAUUUGAGCUGCAGCUCGAGAUCACAGAAGAUGAGCAGGGUGGAUUGAAACUUCGCCUCGAGUUUGACUCCUUCCUGUACAAACAGCCGGACAUGGAGCGAAUGUUCCAAAAUUUCAAUACCUUCCUCACGAGCGUGGUUCAGGAUUAUCGUCAGCCCAUUGAGGAGAUCGAGAUGGUUGGAAAUCUGGAGCUGACUCGACUCCGUGCACUCUUCUGGACUGAAGAAAUCAGUGCUGGUGUGGAUGAUGGCCGGUCUCUCUGGGGAUCUUUCGCGGAAAGUGCCCGGGCUCACCCUGGCUCAACUGCAAUCACCACCUCUGGUGGAGAAUCAAUCACAUAUAAAGACCUCCUCACUUUGGCCGAGAAGCUUGCAGCCACUCUUCACAACUCAGGCAUUACCCCAGGUGAUCGGGUCGGCAUCAUGUCUUGUGCUUCCAUCCAUACCAUAGCAGCUAUGCUCGCCGUGUCACGUCUGAGCGGUACGUAUGUGGCCUUGGACCCCGAUUUCGCUGAGUCAAGACUUGUCCACAUGAUCCAGGACUCGUCUAGCGUGAUUGUUCUCGUUGAUCAGCCUUAUGAGUCCUUGGUGGGUGGAAUCAAAGAACAGACGACAGCGCGUUUUAUUUCCCUUCAGUCAUCUGAUCUGGCCGACGAGAAUCUGCCCCCGACGGAGCAAAAUCCAGACCCCUAUGCUGCAUAUGUGACUUAUACAUCGGGCAGUACCGGAGCGCCUAAGGGCGUCGUGAUCACCCACGAGAACACAAGAGUGAUGCUCGACAACUAUACGAGAUCUCAUCGCCUCGUCAACCAAGAUGUUGUUCUCAGUGCGACAUCCAUUUGCUUCGAUAUCUCCGUCACUCAAAUAUGGGCACCCCUGACUACAGGAGCAACUCUCGCGUUGGCGCUUCACGCAGUCCGAAAAGACCCCGGCGAACUAACCCAGUUCAUGCGCAACGCUGGUGUAACAAUGGGUUCAUUCACGCCAACUCAAUUUGCACUCCUGAUCGAGCAUGGUGAUUCUUAUCUUCGACAAUGCACUGCGCUCCGAGCGGUCAAUUUGGCAGGAGAAGCCCUUCCAGCCCGUCUAGCCAAGGCGACCUAUGACCUGGGUUUGUCAACCACAGUUUAUAACGAGUAUGGACCUUCCGAGGCGACCUCGCAGGUGACUUCUUAUCCCGUUCCUCGAUCGCUGAAGACAGAAUCAUCCGUACCAAUUGGCCGUGCAUUGCCAGACUCAACCUUUUAUAUUGUCAACUCGCGCCUGCGCCCGGUUCCUGUCGGGGUUCGCGGUGAACUCUGCAUUGGCGGUGGGCAAUUGAGUCCUGGGUAUCUUGGUCACCCGAAUAAGACGCAGCAAGCGUUUGUGAAAAAUCCCUUUUUGCAAGGUCAGUUCCGAGCCCGCAGAUGGACUCAGUUGUACCGAACUGGCGAUCAAGCACGCUAUCUUGAGGAUGGCACGGUCGACUAUCUUGGAAGAAUUGCAGGUGACAAGCAAAUCAAAUUACGAGGAUACCGGAUUGACCUCGGCGAGAUCGAAAAUCAACUGAACAAUCACUUCAGCAAGGAAGACAGGGUCUUCCUUGCCCGAGCUGCCGUCUUGGCACGCGAAGUUGAGUCACCAAACGGCCUGACCGAUGAUCGCCAGCUAGUCGCAUUCUUGAUUCCCAGAGUGUCUGGACAAGAGCAACAACUUUAUCAGGAGUCCAUCAAUUCUGCUCAUAAAUCCAUAGCCCAGUCACUGAACAGCUACAUGCUGCCAAGCUCCUAUCAAAUUUUGGAUACUUUCCCAAGUCUGAUCAGUGGGAAGGUCGAUCGGGCUGCGCUGGGUCGUAUUAAUGUCAAGGCGCUGUUUCCUGGCGCCACAAACGCGAAACCCGAAGUUACCAGUGCCAACCUUGUUUCUAGCCAGACUCUGGAUACAAUCAUCGCGGUCUUCCGAUCAGUUCUGAAAUUGGGAUCCGACCGGGAAAUCAAGAGUACAGACACUUUCUUCGAGCUCGGAGGCCAAAGUGUCCUCGCUCUGCGGCUCCAGGGCAUUUUGAAGCGCAAGCUGAAACAAGAGAUUACACUUCUGCAAUUAUUCGAAAACCCCAGUCCUGCGCAGCUUUCGGUAUUGCUCGACUCCAGGGCAGACCCGACGCAAACUAAUGUUACGAAAUCAACCGGAGAUCUCAAUGCCAUUGAUUGGGACCGUGAAAUUCACCUACCAGACGAUUACCAACAUCGUCCUGCAUCUCGGGCAGUUGCAAAUGUGAAUCAGAAACCCAGUGGUAUCUUGGUUCUAGGUGCCGACUCUUUCAUUGGCAUUUUCCUGGUGAAGGCAUUGCUUACAGCAAAUCCCGACGCUACGAUCUAUGUACUCGGUAUUGGACGCUCCUUGGACUCGGGAGGAAUUUUGCAACUGUUCCAGGAGAACCAGCUCCUAGACACCACCGUGACGCCAGAGUGGCUAUCGAGUCACGUUCACCCUGUUCCUGGGCUCAUGGUUCAACCAGACUUUGGCUUAGAGCAAGGCGCGUUCCGCACGCUUGCUGGACAGGUCCAACAGAUCUUCCAUACCGGUGGCCAUGUAUCCCUACUGCAGACAUACUCCGAUCUCCGCCAAUGCAACGUUGAAAGUGUGUCUUCUAUGAUCCGACUUGCCGCUUUGGGUUCCAGCACCUCCCUUCACUACAUCUCGACCUGGAGUGCAAUUCACAUGCAGAGCUGGAAGACUUCGACACACAAGACAGGAAUUGUUUCAAACGAUGAGGUCAGUCUGGGCUCGUUCACGCCGCCUACUUCCAACGCUUCGGGCUAUUUCAAGACUCGCUGGGUAGGUGAACAACUUCUUGAGACCGCAUCUCAGCGCGGGUUCCCGACCACAAUCUACCGUUGCUCUGGUCACACCGCGCCUGUGAAUUCGUCCAUCCCCACUCCUCGGGAGAACUUCACGCUCAACCUCUUUCUCGGCAUGAUCCGGGCAGGUGUUGUGCCAGACAUUGCCUCUGCCGGUCCUGGACUCGAUGCAACGGUCAAUCUGCUGCCAAUUGAUAAUCAGAUGGACACCAUUGCUCAACUAGCCACUUACCAAGCCACCAGUCAAGAGAUCCAGCGCUUCCACAUCAACAACCCUGUCCCAUUAUCAUGGGCGCAGCUCCCAUCGGUGAUGUCUCAAGUCCGCGAGGAUGGUCAAGCAGGAACCCUCGUCGACAUUGACACUUGGACUGAGCGUAUGCUUGAGCAUGCAAUCACGGAACAGGAACGCUUAGAAUGGUCAACUUUCAAGGAGUAUUUGAGUCUUGGCCAUGUGAUGUUCGCGCUCGAUGAAACCAACACUCGCGCCGCACUCGAAAGUCAGGGCGCCAGCAGAUUGGAGUGCCCCCCCUGUUGA